AUGACCAUCACCGGCGACCUGAGCACCCGCGACUUCAAAAAUGUCGAGCGUAAAGGAGGCCCCCGUGUAGUCACAUGCUACUCGGAUGACGACCCAACAAUCAAGCGCAUGGCCAAAAUAUUCGACGCUUUGGAUCACCCUUUGAUGGGUGAUCCAAACUGUGACCUCCGCCCCCGGGAAACAUGCAUCAAGUGUACGGGUUGCACAGCGCGCGCAGAUCUGGACUACGCGAUGGAACCAGCUGUUUAUGAGGGUUAUUCUGCGCCUGGGAACAAGAAAUUCAAGCACAUCGUUCCGACGUACCAUGGCAGUUGGACGUUUGCCCUGCCGACGCAUCAGGCUGUCAAGCCUCGGUGGGUGAGGAUGGUGCUGAUGGAGCAUUGUGAAGGGGAAGUGAUGGAUAAAAUCAUGGGCAAACAAGUCAUACCCAAGGACGACGACGACGACGACGACGACUACAGCGAACCAAACACCCUCCUCGACUACGGUCAAACUCCCCCCGAAGCAGACCGUCUCUCCAUCAUGAAACAAAUCAUCGAAACCGAAAUCAGGAUGAUGUGGAACGUCGAAAUUAGCAUUACACCUUGCAAAUCGAGGCUCAAUACGGCGAAUAUCUUUGUCUGCAACGACGGAUCCGUCAAGUUCAUCACUUUUAGAGAGGCAAAGGUGUACCGCUAUCUUGACGAGACGGAGGAUCACCCAAACCAGAUCUAUGAUGGGCGGUGGGACUCAGGCGUGCCAGCGGCGGAGAUGAGGCCGAUGAGGUCUCCGAAUGAGAGAUACUGGUCUAAAUGCUUCCUCGAUCCUUUCGGUCGUUGGCUCCCAGAGGCCUGGGAAAAGAACGAGGAGUUGGCAAACGAGUGGUUUAUUGACAAGUUCGGCUCGGAGAAGGAGUUAGAAAAGUAUGAGCCGAUCAAAGACGAGUGGUUCUGGGAGAGAAAGCCUAUAAGGGACAAGGCGAAAAGGUGCGCAAGUGGUUGGAAGAUCAUGAUCCGGACGAGAGGCCCUCCAAGAGAGCUCGGCAUGUAUAAUUCAACAGGACUAUUACUACUAGUUGGACGUCUUGCAACAUCUUUCAAGGCCUUUAUACCUUAUGUCAAAUCUUCCCCCAGGUGA
Messenger RNA from Podospora bellae-mahoneyi, 1116 nucleotides. RefSeq lists its product as uncharacterized. The transcript has a single exon. The record is from RefSeq and is a predicted model, not a curated record. Bases 1 to 1116 code for a protein of 371 amino acids. Lineage: Eukaryota; Fungi; Ascomycota; Sordariomycetes; Sordariales; Podosporaceae.